Molecule: messenger RNA, 3523 nt
Organism: Scheffersomyces stipitis CBS 6054
Lineage: Eukaryota; Fungi; Ascomycota; Pichiomycetes; Serinales; Debaryomycetaceae
Gene: MSU1
Product: Msu1p
Exons: 3
Coding region: 83-3523 (1146 amino acids)
Biological process (GO): mRNA catabolic process
Cellular component (GO): exosome (RNase complex); P-body
Molecular function (GO): RNA binding; 3'-5'-RNA exonuclease activity
Source: RefSeq, a predicted model, not a curated record
AUCAGCACGAACUCGAAUAGCUGUCCGUAGGACGCGGCUAUUUGUCCGUUAUAACUCUUCCAGUUCGGAAAGCCGGCCUUGGAUGCCCAAAAGAGACAAAUCCGUUCAGAAUAAAACUAGAAAUGGUGUACCAAAGCAGAAGAAGGGAUACCAAAGCGACCUAAAGCCGCUGUUUCUCUCAGCUUAUGGCAGGCAAAAUGUCGUCGAACACCGCAAAGACUAUCAGUUACCGAGCAACUUGAUGGCAGCCCGUAAAUUGGUGGUCCCAGACUCACUCAAGAACCAGUAUAAACCGUUUGAUUUUAGCAAGAAGAGCAGUGAGCCACUAAAACAGGCUCAAAAGAAAUCUCAUAUUAACAAGCAGAAGAAGGAAGUAGACGAAAGUAGACUGAAGAUAAAAGAUAUUGUGAAAAACUCAAACAGAAUGGACUCUGAAUUCUUCAACCCAUCGAACCAGACUUUGGAUCUCAGAUUGAACAAUAGCAUAUUGUAUGAACAAAUAACCGGAAAUCAGAAAGAUAGAAUGGAGAAGAGAUACGGUGAGUCGUCCAAGAGAUGGCUCAACAGCUUCUACAAACUCUUAAACCAGACUUCCAAGGUCGAAACCUAUGCCGAAAUCAAGAAGUCUAUUUCCAAAGCUAUUCAAGAAUCGUCUAUUUCCACAGCUAAUGUCCACCAUGCUCUUUCUGUAGGUGAUUUAGUAGUGUUUUCGGAAGAAAGCAUUACUUUCGCCAUUGUAGUUGGUGCACCCAAGAACUUGGAGUCGGAUACGUAUACAUUUGUGGAUAGUAGAGGAGAGGUUACGUUUGGUCCAGCCAAGUCUUUUGCGUACCGAUUUCCAGGUGUGAUACCUUCUGAAUACCACGACAUCAUAUCUAGCUUCGUCCAGUUGGAAAAAAAGUAUUUAGAUAUCGCUCCUGUAGGUCUUACGGAUAUGGACUUCUCCAAGUCGACGGCAUCGUUGCCUCAAGAAUUGCAAACAGAUUUUCCAGAAGACGACAAGCCACGUUCGUUGAACGAUGGGAUAAAUUUCAGUGAGAACACGGACUUUGUUGUUGCACAGGCCACAUCGCAAUUGUUGACAAAUUCGAAUGUUAACACCUAUAUAAUUCCUACGCCAGCCAGAGAUUUGUAUUGCGACUCUUUGACUGCUUUGGCUGUAGAGGUAUUUGAUGAGGUAUCGAGAAUGAAAAAACCUUUGGAAAACCUUCACAGGCUCUUACAAUUCGACAGAAAUGGCGAUCCUCUUAGUACGCCUCGUUCUAUCUCCCUCUUUGAGUUGUUACACUACUUGGAAGAAUUGGAAAGCUCCAGCUUUGAGGUAAACAAUGAUGAUAUUUCAUCAUUGGGACAAUUCAUCGAUCCAGAGAGCUCUUAUACAGACAAGGCGUUCCCAGUUUCGAAGUACUUGGCUCUUUUGUCAUCUCUUAGAAUUCAAUCGAGAAGCUGGAAUGUCAUAUUUGCCAGCAAAUCUCUUUUGCCUGUUAGUGUAACCAUACUUCCAGCCAACAGAACUCUGAUCAUCCACAGAGUGUUGGCUCACAUUAAAGAUGGAGGUGAUUUGGAAUUCAGCCAAUAUUGUCUUAAGAAGGCAAAGGGUGAACCAACUCCUUUACCGACAUUUUACCACACCCUUGUUCAACUUUUCAAAGAUUACACGAUUGGAAACUUCACUAAUGAUUUAGCACUUGAAGCAGCUUUGGUUUCCAUUAUUAGAAUGGUUGAUGAGAAACAGUAUUCGUCUGAGAAUCGUCCUGAUAAUACCUACUCCUAUGAGUAUUCAAGGGCAAGAGCCUACGACCUCUUAAAGGAUAUUGGGGCCAUAGACUCUGACAAUUCUUCCAGGGUCGACCCAGUGCAUUGGUCAAAUGCUCUCAACUUACCAGGACAGAACGUUAGUGCAUCGACUGACAUCAGUGAAGAUUAUAUGGAUUUCUUGAAUGAAAGCUUGACACCAGUGGCUUUACUUCCUUUGACUAUGAAAGAAGAUUUCAUUCCUGAAGAUUCACUAGAGUCGAUAAGAAAGGAAUUUGGAGAAACGCCUAUUUACUGUAUUGACGAUGCCGAUGCCCAUGAAGUGGAUGAUGGUAUCUCAAUUCAUACCCUGAAUGACAAGUAUGUACUUUCAGUACAUGUAGCCAAUCCUACUUCUUACAUCAAGCCAGGGUCUAUUCUCAAUGCAAUUGCCUUUAACAGAGCUACGACCAGCUAUAUAAACGAGGGUGCGUACUUCAUGUUCCCCAAGCUUAUUUCGAAAUUGUCAGGUCUUGGUGUUGAUGGACAAAGAACAAGAACUUAUGCUGUUCAAUAUUCGUUGGACAAGAAAUUAAUUGAUCUGUUCGUUGAGAAGAAGCUUAAAGACCCAGACUACGAGCCGCCUCAAGAGUUCUGCGAACAGGUCUUGAAGCAGAUAGAUGAAAGUAUUGAUGUGAACUUCUUGAUAGCUUCAAGAUUUCCAGUUGGGUACACCUACAAUAAAGUAAAUGAAAUUCUUGGUAAUAUGGAACUAAUCCAACUGUUCAAGGAAAAUAGAUGCAAUGAUGAACAUUUUGUCAAUUUGUAUAAAUUGCAUAAUAUAUCCAAGAUACUCAAGUCCAUUAGACACACGCUUGGUGGCUCGUUUGAUUACCAUUCUGAGAGAAUGAAUGUCAAAAUCAGAGAAGAAUUGGAGCCUAUAAAGGAGGAGUCUGUUAUUGAAGUUGAUGCCGAUUCCUUCAAACUAAUUCCUAAGAAUUCUACCAAAAGUGUAGAGAUAUCUAAAAGUUCGAUAACUAGUCCUUCUGUGUCUUUGGUUACUGAAUUUAUGCUCUUCGCAAAUUCGUCUUCAGCGAAGUUUGCAGACAAGAACAAAAUUGACUUCAUCUAUAGAUCACAGAAUAGAAAGUUUAAUCUUCAGUUGAUCAAAGAGAUGGAAGAUAAGAUCGUGUCGAAGCUACGCUCUGGAAAACUGGUGUCGUUCGAGGCACAACAGAUACUCCGAGUAUUUAGUAGAAGUGCAUCUUUAUCUACAGUAGCAGAAUUCCACGACGGAGUAGGUAUAGAUAAGUACGGAUGGGUUACUUCGCCAUUAAGAAGGUAUGUCGAUGUUAUCAACCAUUGGAAUAUCGCAUCUUUUCUAUUACAGAAAGCGGGCAGAGAAUCCAGUCAGUAUGCCGAUGAGAAACAAUUGCGCAGCGCCAUUUUGCAUAUCCAGAGCAAGAGCUUAGUUGAUAAGAGAAUGCAGACGGUGUCUAAUAAAUUCUGGCUAAGUACUUUCUUGAAAGAGUACACAAAAAUGGUGAAUGAUAAGAGUUGCAAAAUUACACCAAUUAUAUUUAAGUUGUUAGUGGUGGGUAGAAGAAGUGGUUACAUUAACGUGGAGAUGGUUGGAUUUGGUGCCAGGGGCCAAUUAGAGGUGUCCCCGAAACUCCUAGAGGAUUACUCCUUGGAGGAAAUAGAGGUUGGCGAUACUUUAGAAUCAGACCGGUUCAGAGUGUCUCGUAUAGACUUUAUUGAAGACACACUCGAGCUAGUGUACGUCUGA